AGAAUCCCACAGGAUUUUGCCAUGGAUUUUACAAAAGUCUGGGGCGGAGCGAUUGUCUAAUAUUUUAUAGCAGCGUUUUAGUAUGUCUGAUGAAUUUUGCUAUCCUUGGUGGGCGUGCGAAAUUUGAAAUUGUAAACUGCGCGUGUUUGAACCGGUUGUUGUCAGUUUUUGUCUCGUGAACGCUUGAAUUACUGCUUUUGGAGUCUGGCUCCUGCUUCAAUUUCUCCGAAAUGAAAUAAGAUUUGAUCAACCAGUUGAGCAUGGAGUCCAACAACUUGGGAUCAACUGAAGGUGAUGGUCCAUACAAAGCAACUCAGCUGUGGCGGGAGGCCGUGCGCGGGUUCCGCGAGGGCAUGGUGCUGCAGCGGCACUGGCGUAACCUGCGCUACCACGAGCGCUGUUUCACGGGCGCGGCGGCCGUCAGCUGGCUGCACCGCUACCUGGCCGGACACGCGCUCUUCUCGGCCAACGUUAGCCGCGAGCAGACGGUUCGACUGCUGGCAAAGUUCGUGCAGGCCGGCAUCAUCCAGGAGGUGCGCGGCCGGCGCGGCACCGCGCCGCCAGAGUUCAAGGACGAUAGCCGGCUCUACAGGUUAAGCACGCACGGCACUCCCGGUCGGUCGGCUCUGGCUUUGAUGAACGGUAACGCGCCGCAACCCAAGCCGGAGUCUGCCGAGGCGGGCGGCUGCAGUCCUCAGCUGCGGCGGCGGCCGAGCGGGGCCAGCCCGCCGCCCUGUACCGAGGAGCCGCCGCAGCAGCACCAGCCGCCGCCGCCGCCGCCGCCGCUGCCGCUCCCUCAGUGCCGACCAGUGAUGCGCGCGCCGACAGCCGCUGAGGUCGACUCUGUGUGGAGUACCACACUGCUGUCACGGCUGGAGACAGUGCUGGACGCGACAGUAGUGGACAUCGUGCCGGCCGGCUGCGUGGUGCCCGCGUGGAUCCGCCACAACACGGAGCGCGUGACCCAGAGUGGCCUGGUGCAGCCGCUGCCGGACGCACCGCCCAGCCUGCCGCGCUGGCUCAUCAUGGCCAUGAAAACGCUGGCCAACUGGCCCGAGGCGCGUCAGAUGCCGGAGCUGCCGCAGGAUUACGUCGACUUUCAGCUGGACGUGUUCCGCGUCAUCCGCGAGUACUUCUCGGCGCUGCCGUUCCCGCUGGUGCCUCACGAGCUGUACGAGUCGCUGGUGGGCGCCCUGCUGCGGGCUGAGCAGCGGGACCGGCAGCUGCGCGACCAGCAGGAGCAGGAGCAGCAACAGGCGCAGCGGCGCCGGCAGUCGACGGCGCCGGCCGGCUCCGUGGAGAACCUGCUGCUCAUGAUGUCACCUGCGCCGGUGACGCCGCGGCCGCCGGCCGACACGCCGCUGCUGGGCAGCGCGGCAGCCGACGGCCGAUACCGCGACUUCAAGGAGGACUCCCUGUUCGCCUCGCCGGCGCCGGUGACUCCGGCCGGGCAGAGCGUGGCGCGUCUGCGCGGACGGCUGAUGCGGCUCGGAGUGGGUGCCGGGGCGGCAGUACCGGCGGCAGCAGUGGACGCGGCCGACACCACUGAGGACGACGUGUUCGCGACACCUGACGAGGAGCCGCGCCGGCGACCGCGCGCCGCCAGCUUCCUGCGCGCCAUCGCAGACGGAAAGGAGAACUGUCCGCCGGCCGAGCGCGACCAGGAGCGCUUCUGUGAGGCCGUGUUCCGGCCGCCGGUGGAGGCAGCGCCGGGUCGGCCCCCGGCCCGGCUGCCGACAGUGCCCACCCUGUCUACGGUUAGUCUACCCGUGGCCGGCUUCUUUCCCUCGACAUCGAGCCUGCAGCCUGCCCGCUACGUGCCCACGGCCAGCCUGCAGCCGCCGGCGCGGCCGUACAGCCUGUCGGCGGCGUCCCCUCAUAGUCUGCAGGCCAGCUCAGUGGACAGCAGCCCGGCGCAGCUCAGCCUGACCUCGGGCGAGUACUAUUUGACCUCGUCCCGGCUGGAGCCGGCGCCCUCUGACGCCAGCGUGCAGUCGGCCGGCCGGCUGAGCACGGGCCGGCCGCGUCGCUCGGUAGCCAGUAUCCACUCGGUGGGCUCGGCGGCGUCGCUGAGCAGCGCGCGGCUCUCGGUGAGCGGGCUGAGCCAGGCGUCUCCGCUGGCCGCCGACAGCAGUCGCGGCUCGGACUCGGCGGUCGGCUCCAGCCUGGCCUCGGAGCGGCCGGCCGACACCUGCCUGGAGACGGUGUUCGGCGCCACCGGUCCGGUGACGCGGCUGAUCCCGCAGCGCUCUGUGGAGGCGCUCCACCUUCCGGCCAGCCGGCCGGGCUCGCGGCUCUCGGAGGCGGCGCCCGGCUCCUCGGAGAGCCUGUCGAGCCGCGGCCGGGCGCCGUGUGUCGCGCCGGCCGCCAUCCGCCGACACCAGCUGCGCGACGACUCGCUGUCGCGCUCCCUGCGACGGCUCAAGGAGAAAAGGCGCGACAAGCAGGAGCAGCGUCGGCGGCGGGAGCAGGCGGCCGAGCAGCCGCCCCCGCCGCCGCCGCCGCCGUCCUCGGCCGCCGACUACGCCGAGUUCUCCUCGGGUCUGAGCCGGGCCGACGGCGAGGGCGCGCAGCCGGCGGCGCCGGCGGCCAGCGCGCUGAAGGCGGCCCGCGUGCUCGGCCUGGCCGUGGAGCAGGUGGAGCAGGUGUGCCCGCCUCCGCCGCCGGUGCCGGCGCGCGCGGCGCCCGUGUGGCGCGGCCCGGCGGCGCUGCGCGUGUGGCAGCGCCGCAGCGUGGCCGACCCGAGCCGCGUCAGUCAGCCGCUGUCUCCGCUGCAGCAGGCCGCCAGACAGCGACACUCGGUGGUCGGUCGGGACUAUGAGAACCUGCGGGACCUCAGCCGGCUGAUGGCUGAGCCGGCGCCGCCCCCGGCCGGUCCGCCGCCGCCCAAACCGGCGCGAGCCCCCUACCAGGGCCGAUUCCGGGCGACGCCAUGUAAGCGGGUUCCGCUGCUCGCGCCCGGCGCGGCGCCCUCCUCUCCGGGCACUCAGGACCUGGUGACGGCCGAGGGCCACAAGAUGGCUCGCGAGUCGCUGCAGCUGCUGCUGACGCUGCUGCCGCCCGGCUGCCGUCGGCAGCUGCAGCUGCUGCUGCGCUUCAUGUACAAGGCGGCGGCCAAUCAGCGGCUGCAGCUGUCCCACCUCGUCUCCGGCCGCGAACUGAUGGUGAGCACGUUCGCGGACCGGAUCCUGCGUGCGGCCAGCGCCGAGCAGGCCGACCCGGAGCUGGAGCGCCGCCUGGUCAGCUACCUGCUCGAACACCAGGCCGAGAUUCUGGCGCCGGCCGGACACGUGCGAGACGCGGUGGCCGAGCGGCUCCGGCAGCGGCCGAGAGAGACGGUGCAGUACGAGGAGGACACAGACCAGAUCACGUUUUGCCAGCGCGUCACGGCCGAGCAGUACGACCAGGAGCGACGCGGCACGUCCGGAUCGCUCCUAUCUCUGCUCGAUACCAUCAUUGGCGACACGCGCAUGUCUAAGAAGGACAAGAUCAAGCGGCUUCGCCAGUUCCGUGAGGUGUACCCGGACGUGUACGCUCUCCGGCUGGCAGAGGCCGACCAGCAGCUGGCCGCCGACCCGCGCCGCACCCGCUCCCUGUUCGCCGCCGGGUCGCUCACCUCGCUGGUUCGCUCCAAGUCGCUCCGGUUCUGAGCUUAGUCGUCGACAGUGUUUGGGAAUUACUCCGGGACUUCGGUGGAUGCCCCCAUUCGGUUCUGCCUUAGUGCUGGUUCAUCUGGGAUAUAUUCGCCGAUAGCAACGUGUCAUAAUUCUGAUGCUGCGACUCGAGACGUCCUCUGAGGUAGCUCACUGUCAUAAUGCUGGAGAGAUUACCGCGCGUUACUGGCGGUGACCUGAUGCCGGGCGUUACACUGCCAUAAUACGGAGGCAGCUUGAACCGGGAUACCGCUGCAUGACUAGGAGGCUCCUCAGGCGUAUCCAUGUUGUGCCUUGAUUUCCCUAGUGUGGUCGAUGUCAAACUCAAUUCGGACUCAGCUGCUGUGGAGCAUGGGACCUGAGAUCACAUCACCUGUUAGCGGUGUGGACACUCUCCGAAAGAGCGGCAUACUCGGGCUGUGCGAGGGCAACUUCAUUGAGAUUCGAGCGCAGGGCUCUCUUCUUAGCGGCUUUACUUGCGUCCCAUGUUUGGGAUUCGGCCACUUUUACGCACCUGUAUGUAUUGUGUAUUCACUGUUUAUUCUCUGUUUAGCGGGCUAGUGUAUACGCUGGAAAUGUUAUCAUGACUGGGACUUGGGUUCCGCGCCGCCGCUAUGUGCCUUUGCGUGUCUGUGCACGGUCUCGGUCACCGGCCGACUUCUCAGUGCUCAGAAGCGGUCCGCUGUGUUCGACGGGCGAGGGGCGGCGCCGCGGAGUGGUAGGACGGGGAGAAAGCGCUGUCGGCCGACCGCGGGCGGCAGCGGGACUCUGACAAUCAGCACGGCGCGCACAGGGCAGCACGGCGCAGCGCAACAGCAAUUAUCACAUUCCCUCCGUAGUGUUCACGUGUGUGCACGGUCCGCGCGGCCGCGGCACGGGGGUCGGGCGGCUCGGGUACGAGGUAACUCGCGGGACCAAUCAGGGCGGCUUUAGGUGGUCAAGGGGCACUCACAAGGUAGCGGUGCCAUCGCACGGGUCUGCACGCACGCCUCACGGACGGUCAUAGGUCGCCGCAGCUGACGCUAGCUUUCACUGCCGUAUCGACACGUUUUAGUGGCCUCCUGGUGUGAAUGUGCGUGUAUAUGAAACUACAAUACAUUCAUGUCAUCAGGGGUACA
Molecule: messenger RNA, 4771 nt
Organism: Amphibalanus amphitrite
Lineage: Eukaryota; Metazoa; Arthropoda; Thecostraca; Balanomorpha; Balanidae
Product: proline-rich protein 36-like
Exons: 11
Coding region: 261-3650 (1129 amino acids)
Biological process (GO): intracellular signal transduction
Source: RefSeq, a predicted model, not a curated record